Perognathus longimembris pacificus (Pacific pocket mouse) is the source of this 1106-nucleotide messenger RNA. RefSeq names its product NUS1 dehydrodolichyl diphosphate synthase subunit (gene Nus1). NCBI's taxonomy places the organism in Eukaryota, Metazoa, Chordata, Mammalia, Rodentia, Heteromyidae. Bases 101 to 982 code for a protein of 293 amino acids. Gene Ontology annotation, cellular component: dehydrodolichyl diphosphate synthase complex; endoplasmic reticulum membrane. Gene Ontology annotation, molecular function: ditrans,polycis-polyprenyl diphosphate synthase [(2E,6E)-farnesyl diphosphate specific] activity. The record is from RefSeq and is a predicted model, not a curated record. The transcript has 5 exons.
CGCGGGGGGUGGGGGGACGCGGGGCGAUGGCCCGCGCCGUCAGCCGGGGUGGGUAAAGAGCCGUGGCGCCGCGAGUGCGGGCGGGAGGGCUGGCGGGAGCAUGACGGGGCUGUACGAGCUGAUGUGGCGGGUGCUGCAAGCGCUGUCCUGCCUGCACCGCGCGCUCACCUCGCGGCUUCGCCUGCGCUUCGGCACCUGGAACUGGAUCUGGCGGCGCUGCUGUCGCGCGGCCUCUGCUGCGGUCCUAGCGCUGCUCGGCUUCACGCUCCGCAAGCCCCUGGCGGGAGGCCGGAACCGCCGGUUCCUGCGGCGCCCGCGUGGGGGGCCGGGCCCGGCCGCCGCCCACCCCCGGCUGCGCUGGCGCGCGGACGGCGGGACUCUGGAGAAGCUGCCGGUGCACAUGGGCCUGGUGGUCACGGAGGAGGGGCUGGAGCUCAGCUUCUCGGACAUCGCGAGCCUCGUGGUGUGGUGUAUGGCCGUGGGGAUCUCCUACAUUAGCGUCUACGACCACCAAGGAAUUUUCAAAAGAAAUAAUUCCAGAUUGAUGGAUGAAAUUUUAAAACAGCAGCAGGAACUUCUGGGCCUAGAUUGUUCCAAAUACUCAACAGAGUUCGCAAAUAGUAAUGAAAAAGAUGAUCAAGUUUUAAAUUGCCAUUUGGCUGUGAAGGUGCUGUCCCCAGAAGAUGGAAAAGCAGAUGUUGUGAGAGCUGCUCAAGACUUCUGCCAGUUAGUAGCCAAGCAGCAAAAGAGAUCCACAGAUUUGGAUGUAGAUAUGUUAGACAGUUUACUUAGUUCAAGUGGUUUUCCUGAUCCUGAUUUAGUGUUAAAGUUUGGUCCUGUGGACAGCACAUUAGGCUUUCUUCCCUGGCAAAUCAGAUUGACUGAAAUUGUCUCUUUGCCUUCCCACCUAAACAUCAGCUAUGAGGACUUUUUCUCUGCCCUUCGUCAGUAUGCAGCCUGUGAACAGCGUCUGGGAAAGUAAUGAUCCCCAGUGUGCAAUUUGAUUUCAGGCUUUUGGAGAAAAGGAUUCAAGUGACUCUGAUGUUUACAAAGCACCUAUGAAACCCUGUAUACACCUAGUUCAUAUUCCUCAUAAUUUAUCAACA